AUGUCUGAAGAAGUUAAAGCUGCACCAGAAGCUGCUGCUGCACCUGCUGCUGCACCUGCCACUGCACCUGCCGCUACCGCUACUCAACCAAUUCUUGGUGAAGACGGUCAACCAUUAUCUAAAAAAGCUUUAAAGAAAUUAGCCAAAGAACAAGAAAAGCAAAGAAAAAAGGAAGAAAGAGCAGCUCAAUUACAAAAGGAAAAGGAAGAAAAGGAAGCCAGAGAUGCUGCCAACGACACCGCCAAGGAAAACUACGGCAAAUUGCCAUUGAUUCAAUCUACUGAAAGAACUGGUGUUGUUAGAAUCAAAUUCCAUAACUUGACUGAAGAAGAUAAUAACAAAGAGGUUGUGUUUAGAGCCAGAGUGCAUAACAAGAGACAACAAGGUGCCACUUUAACUUUCUUAACUCUAAGACAACAAAACGAAUUGAUUCAAGCCUUGGUUAAAAGUAAUUCGGAAGGAACAGUUUCCAAACAAAUGGUUAAAUGGAGUAGUAAUUUGAAUUUGGAAAGUAUUGUUCUUGUGGAAGGUGUUGUUAAGAAAGUCGAAGAACCAAUUAAAUCAGCGACUGUUCAAAACAUGGAAAUCCAUAUCAAAAAGAUCAAGACCAUUUCCGAAACACCUGAAAACUUGCCAAUCUUGUUGGAAGAUUGUUCGAGAUCUGAAUUGGAAGCUGAAAAAGCCGGUUUGCCAGUUGUCAAUUUGGACACAAGAUUAGAUUCUAGAGUGAUUGAUUUAAGAACAGUGACCAACCAAGCCAUUUUCAAGAUUCAAAGUGGUGUUUGUGAAUUAUUCCGUGAAUUUUUAAGAAAGAAGGAUUUCACCGAGGUUCAUACACCAAAAUUACUUGGUGCACCAAGUGAAGGUGGUGCCAGUGUGUUUGAAGUUUCAUAUUUCAAGACAAAGGCAUAUUUGGCACAAUCACCACAAUUCCAUAAACAACAAUUGAUGAUUGCUGAUUUCGAAAGAGUGUUUGAAAUUGCACCAGUGUUCCGUGCAGAAAACUCCAACACGCACCGUCAUAUGACAGAAUUCACCGGGUUGGAUUUGGAAAUGAAUUUCGAAGAACAUUACCACGAAGUUAUGGACAUGUUGGGAGAAUUGUUUAUAUAUAUCUUUUCUCAAUUGGAAACACGUUAUAAAAAGGAGAUUGAGAUUGUUAGAAGACAAUAUCCUGUGGAAGAAUUCAAAUUGCCCAAAGAUGGUAAGAUGGUUAGGAUUGAAUACAAAGAAGCCAUCUCUAUGUUGCAAGAAGCCGGUAAAGAUGUUGGAGCAUACGAUGAUUUAUCUACCGAAAAUGAAAAAUUCUUGGGUAAAUUGGUCCGUGCCAAAUAUGAUACCGACUUCUACAUGUUGGAUAAAUUCCCAUUGGAAAUCCGUCCAUUCUAUACGAUGCCGGAUGCUCAAAAUGGCAAAUAUUCGAAUUCUUAUGAUUUCUUCAUGAGAGGUGAAGAGAUUUUGUCAGGUGCUCAAAGAAUCCAUGAUUAUGAAUUAUUGUUGAAGAGAAUGGAAGCACAUGGGUUGAACCCUGAAGAUCCAGGGUUGAAGGAUUACUGUGAUGGGUUUAAAUACGGGUGUGCUCCACAUGCAGGUGGUGGUAUUGGUUUGGAAAGAGUUGUUAUGUUUUAUUUGGAUUUGAAAAACAUUAGAAGAGCUUCGUUAUUCCCUCGUGACCCAAGAAGAUUGAGACCAUGA
Molecule: messenger RNA, 1695 nt
Organism: Henningerozyma blattae CBS 6284
Lineage: Eukaryota; Fungi; Ascomycota; Saccharomycetes; Saccharomycetales; Saccharomycetaceae
Gene: DPS1
Product: aspartate--tRNA ligase DPS1
Exons: 1
Coding region: 1-1695 (564 amino acids)
Biological process (GO): aspartyl-tRNA aminoacylation
Cellular component (GO): cytoplasm; cytosol; aminoacyl-tRNA synthetase multienzyme complex
Molecular function (GO): ATP binding; RNA binding; aspartate-tRNA ligase activity
Source: RefSeq, a predicted model, not a curated record